AUGGCAAUGCCAGGUUACGCAGCAACAGCGUCAGUCAUUUUGAUGAUGGUACCACAAAGCAGUGACGCCGACACUGCAACCGCAGCGCACGCCAGCGUUUAUAAAGCUCUGUGCAGUGUAUUACAACUACAAGCAGGGAAGAUCAAAGCUCCAGACCAGGAACAGGAAUGGCAAAACGCAAUGGAGACUAUCAACGACGUUAACAUGACUUUAGGGGGACCCGCGUGGGUAAAUCAAUUUCUAAAACCAGACGGAACCCAGAAGCAAUGGGACCCGCAAACGUCGCCAGCCAAAGAAAAUUCUCACUGGGCUUCCAGCUGGGCGGAAUGGGCAGCAAGCGCCGAAAGAGUCUUCAAGAAGCACGGCGCCGACAGCAGACCCAGCAACUUCUCCAAACUAUCCAUAACAGACCAACAGCUAAAGCUUGCGCGAACAAGAAUGAGCCUCAUUCUAGAACAAGCUUCAACCCUACAGACCAAAAUCAAGAGUCUUCAGGCAGCCAUCGACAAUGCCGAACCAGCAAAGAUUAAAAAACUGCUCACAGAGGCGGCGAUCGGAACAGGGGAAGCGGCAAAAGAGUUCACCGAUGCCGGGAAAACAUCAGCGGCAAGGGCCUCGGCAGCUUUCUGCGGAGCAGGCACGGUAACAGGCACUGACGACUGCUUAGCGGACAUUUUAAUUUGUGUAUGCACCCAAGGAAACUCAGACAUCCCAACGGGCGCAAACAAGAUCUGCAGUGAUCACGCCAGCAACCAUGCACCAAAAGCACAUAACCUGGCAGCGGAAAACGAUAUCAAAAACCAAUACGACGCCUUGGUAAAAGACUGUAACUUCAAUACGGAGGAGGAAAUAACACCGGACAAGAUGCUCACAGCGCUGCGGAGCUUAGAAAGCCACAUCAAGAUUUUCAAAACGGACGCUUACUUCGGCACCACUGACGGAGCAGCGACCUGCGACGGGACAAGAACAAACGGCGUUUGCUUCAAAAUGCCCAAAUAUAAAACAGGCAAAAAAGGUAUGCAGGAGCUAGCAUGGGCAACAAAAAUUGAAACUGCAGCAGCAGCAAUGCGAGCAGGAGCAACAGCAGCAAGCACAAGCAAUGCCUUAGCAGCUUCUCUAACGCUCCUCUCAAAGGCAGCCGAAGGACUGGCAUCUGAGAGCAAACUAUUUGCAGCAGCAACAACGGGGCAAAGUAGCGGCAACCAACCCGCAACAGACCACCUAAGAGCCACAAAGGAAGCAGAACGAGUUUGCAAAACAGCAAACGACAACCAGAAAGAAUGUGAAAACUUAAAGGAUAAGGGGUGCGUUUUUAACCCCAAAGGAGGCGAAGGAAAAAAGUGCACAUUGAGUGAAGAGGCCAAAAAGAAAGUAGAAAAAGAAAACCAAGAAAAAUGGUGGAAUGAUGGGAAACGUGAGUCAAAUAGGUACACAAGACAUACCAAAAAAAAGGACUGUGAAAAGGAAAAUGAGGGUCACAAACCCGGAGAAAAAGCCAACUGUGGUCGAAUUGAAGACAAGUGCAAUGAUUCUAGUUUUUUUGUAAAUAAGAAAAUGGCCCUGAGUAUGGCUGCUGCUGUUAUGAGUUUGGUGGCAUUUUAG
Trypanosoma brucei brucei TREU927 is the source of this 1602-nucleotide messenger RNA. Its product is annotated as variant surface glycoprotein (VSG, atypical), putative. Lineage: Eukaryota; Euglenozoa; Kinetoplastea; Trypanosomatida; Trypanosomatidae. The record is from RefSeq and is a predicted model, not a curated record. The coding region runs from base 1 to 1602 and encodes 533 amino acids. The transcript has a single exon.